Scheffersomyces coipomensis is the source of this 1572-nucleotide messenger RNA. RefSeq names its product ribonuclease III (gene DCR1). Gene Ontology annotation, molecular function: ribonuclease III activity; double-stranded RNA binding. Bases 1 to 1572 code for a protein of 523 amino acids. Gene Ontology annotation, biological process: termination of RNA polymerase II transcription; rRNA processing; U4 snRNA 3'-end processing. The transcript has a single exon. The record is from RefSeq and is a predicted model, not a curated record. Lineage: Eukaryota; Fungi; Ascomycota; Pichiomycetes; Serinales; Debaryomycetaceae. Gene Ontology annotation, cellular component: nucleus; nucleoplasm.
AUGCCAAGAUUACCUAAAUUACCUAAAUUCAAUCGGAAUCCGAAAUUUGAUGUCGAUUUACAUUCAUCAAUUGGGUUCAUUGAUUUACAAAGAUUAGAAUACACCACUAAAACUUUACAAAAAAAUAUUAGACUCAUCAUUAAUGAUGCCCCCAAUUUAUAUCAAUUACGUCAAAUUUUAAAUUCAAACAAGAUUGAUACUGGAACUAAAGUUGAAUUAGAAUCAAAUAAAUAUAUCAAUUUAUCUGCAGAAUUGAAAAGUAAAUAUGAAGUGGGGAAAUUAUCAAUCUUUGAUCAAAUUCAAAAUGGUUCAGCUCCCGUUAGUGAUGAAGAAUUUGCAUUAUUAAAUGAUCAACAUUCAGAAUUGGUUGAUAUUAAACCACCUGUUGAAUUAUUGGAUGCCAAUACUGAAUCCAAUAAUACUCCGAUUGAACAUGACAAUGAUGAAGAAGAUGAUUAUGAUAUGGAUAAUAUCCCUCCUUUACCUCAGAUUAAUGAUCCUCAUUUAUUAGCCAGAGUUUUCAUUCAUAAAUCAACUGUUAAUAGUAAAUCAUACUUGGAUCCGACUGAAUUAAUCAAUUCUCAUAAUGAAAGAUUGGAAUUUCUUGGUGAUUCAGUCUUGAAUAAUUUAGUCACCUUGAUGAUUUAUCAAAGAUUCCCAAGUGCAACCGAAGGAGAAUUAACCAUCUUAAGAUCUCAUUUAAUCGAUAAUAGAACUCUUGCUCAAUUUUCAUUUCUAUAUAAUUUUGAUAAGAAAUUAAGAGCAAAUAUAGGUGAAGAUGUACUUAAAAGUGGAGAUCAAAAGAUUUAUGCUGAUAUUUUUGAAGCUUAUGUUGGUGCAUUAAGUAUGGAAAGAUCAAAUUUAACUGAAAUUCAAGAAUGGUUGAAACAAUUGUAUGAAUCGAGAAUUCGAAAAUAUGAAGCGGAACAAGUUAAUGUUGAAUCUAUUAAUAAAGAAGCUAAAUCAGAAUUAUACUCCGUAGUGGGUACUGCUCAAUUACAUCCGGAAUAUAUCGUGGUGGCAGAAGGAAAUGGAUCAAUUAAAGAUUUUGAAGUUCAAUGUAAAAUGGGUGAUGAAGUGUUGGGAACUGGUAGAGCUCCUUCUCAAAAAGAUGCUGGUUUAAGAGCCGCCAUGUCUGCUCUUAAAAAUAGACCUAUUUUAGAAAAAUAUUUCCGCUUAAGAAUGGCGUCUGAUAGAAAGGAAACAGUUAAAGCGCCCGUUAAAAAAGCAAGUAAGAAAAGUACAACCACUUCAGAAGGUGAAGAACGUAAAGUUCCAAGAUCCCCUAUUAGAACAGGCAUUUUCCCCUUGAAAGCAAAUGAUGAAGAUCCUUUAGAUACAGAUGCUAGAAAUACCUUAUAUGCUGAAAUUGGGAAAAGAAUUGGUGAAGUUCCACAAUAUAUAGUUACUAAAACCGCUACUGAUAUUUUAAUCGUUUCGCUUUCCAUUAGAGGUUUAGUGGUGGUUACUGCUACUGAUAAAUCUAAAAAGAAAGCCAUGACAAGAGCAGCUAUGACUCUAUUAAAUGAUUCAACUGCUUUAAAUGAAAUUUGUAAGGAUUCCUUCAUAUGA